Messenger RNA from Blepharisma stoltei, 2312 nucleotides. The record is from the annotation of a GenBank genome assembly. NCBI's taxonomy places the organism in Eukaryota, Ciliophora, Heterotrichea, Heterotrichida, Blepharismidae.
AUGAAUGACAGCAUUUUAACAGCAAGUCCUAUGAGGCUUGAAGAUAACAUUAUAGAGCUAACUCCCCCCCCUCCGUGAGUGAACAAAAAAAUUUUGUUCACUCACGGAGGGGGGGUUAAUUUUUUUUUUUAAAACAAUUUCUAUAUAAAUUUUAUAAGAAAUAUUUUUUUUCGAAAUUUAAAAAAAUCCCACUUCGCAAAAAUUGGAAAGCAAAUAUUAAUUUAAUUUAUAAAAAUUUAUGUUUUAAAAAGCAAUUCGUUCAAAAUUAAACAGAAUUAGCUCUAGAUUUCAUUAUACUAAUUAUCACUUAUAUAUCAAAAUUGUUUUCCUUAAAAAAUUUUUCUAUUAAAAAAAUUUUUGUUCACUCACGGAGGGUGGGUUUUUGGGCAAAAAAUAGCGAUUUUUCUAAUGGUUUUGUUCACUCACGGAGGGGGGGAGUAAGCAAACUUGCAAGUGAACAAUUAAGAAAAAAAAAUUUUAGACACAGCCUUUAUUACUUAAAUCAGGCCCUUUUUACACUGAAAUUUUUCCCAUCAAAUUCGUCUAAAGAUAAGCUGAGGGCUUUGGUUUAUAACAACCUAGGCUGCUAUUUAAGAAAAGUAGGCAAAGAAUCACAAGCAAUUGCGUACUUUGAGAAAAUAAUUGAGCUUUCUGAAAGCUCUUUUAUAUACCAUUCUAUAUUGGUAUCAAAAUUUAUUAUUUAAAUAUAUUUAUUCAAUAAAAUUUAGCUUAGAAGUAGAGAAUUUAGCAAGCACUUAUCUGAAUUUAUGUGGAAUCUUAUCUGAAAGAGGCAAUCACGAAGAAGCCAUAAGCUACGCAUCUAAAGCCUGUAGCUUGCUAAAAGUGGCACAAAAUAAGUCAAAUAUAAAAACUCUUGCAAUUGCUCAUCAUAGCCUAGGACUAGAGUAUGAACAUUUAUCAAAACAUGGAAUAUACAUAAAAUGGCGUAUGGCGACCGACCCACCCUCCCAGUGGUGGUUACCCAUGUAUAUCCGGGCAUGGUUUUUGGAGCCAGGAAUUCGCCCAACAACGUCCGGGACCUCGAAGCGAGAGGCCUAAGCGCGAGAACCGCUGUUUUUGCGACCAGACCCAUGGGCAGUUAUUCGUGACUUCUUUUUGCCAGCAGCGCUCAGCCCAGUGAGUGCCCGAAAUGAGGCAGGGCGAAUUACCUGCCUAAGCUGCUUUAGUGGCUCGCCCGAAUGGCGAAAGCUGUUGAGUUCUUUCUCGGGAUGACCGGAAAAGAGGGGAGGCGAGUUAGACAUCGAGACGGGGGUCUCUCCAGUUUAAAAGGUGCCCUUCAAUGGGCAGAUCUGGCGGACGACGAAGCGGAGUUGGCGUAAACUUAGCGACGAUCCAAGUUGGAAAUGGAGGUGGUCAGCAAAGCCGGUAUAAGACGGCCCUUGACAAUACCUCUACCGAGAAACCGGGGGUUUCGGCCCGGGCUUGGUGAACGCUCUGCCACCACACGGGAAACCGUGGCAUGCGACCUCGGACGUAGUAGGGACUUUAAAUACCCAGCGUAAUCUUAAUCUUAAUCUUAAUCAAAACAUGAAGAAGCCUUAGAAAGUUUAAAUUUUGGCUUAAAAAUUUGCAGUUUUAACUUCGGCAAUAAUAAUCCCCUCACAAUUACAAUUAAAAAUUGUAUUGAAAGAGUUAAAAGAAAAGCAAAAAAUUUGAGGUCGAUUAAGGAUAAGUUUUUAUCAAAACUUGCGAGUAAAAGGCCGUCAAUUCCUACAGAUUUAUAUCAUAAAUAUAUUUUAGGGAAAAGUAAGCCAAAGCAAAGGAAUUCUGAUGAAAAUGACUCAGUUAAAUUCAAAUUUAACUAUGAUUUACCAUUUUUUAAUCAUCAUAAAAGGCGAUCAUGCCCAGAGCAGCCAAGAACUGCAUUUAAUAGGCGCAGAGGAAGCCCAAUUAUAGAUAAUAUUCCUAUGAUUGAUGAAGAAACCCAAAUGUUCACCCCACAAAUCCCUUUCCCUAGCCAAAAACCUAACAAAAGCUACAUUUAUUCCCCAAAUCUUGAUAAAUCUACAAGAGCUGACACCCUUAGAAGCACUUGGUCGCCUAAAAGAAACAAUAAAUCCAGAAUUAAUUCACAAAGGCAUCAUGAUGAAGAAAAAUUAGCAGCCACAAUCAUACAGUCCUGAUGACGAGGAAUAUGUGCAAGGAGAAAAUUUAAUCAGUUGAAAAUUAUGAUAAAAAUAAAGAAAGCUGAACUCACUGCAAAAAUUGCAUUAAAUGAGGCUGCUUGCUUAAAGAAAAUUGCUGCUAAAAAAUUUGGAGUCUGGAUGUCAGGGAAGUCUAUUGAUGUAUAG